AUGUACGUAUUCUCGCUUAUCCCCAAAGACGACCGCAAGAAGAUCCACGAGUACCUCUUCCGUGAGGGAGUGCUCGUGGCCAAGAAGGACUUCAACCUUCCCAAGCACGGUGACAUUGACACCAAGAACCUCUAUGUCAUCAAGGCCCUCCAGUCCCUGGACUCCCGCGGCUUUGUCAAGACUCAGUUCUCGUGGCAGUACUACUACUACACCCUCACCCCCGAGGGUCUGGACUACCUCCGUGAGUGGCUCCACCUCCCCGCCGAGGUUGUCCCCGCCACCCACAUCAAGCAGCAGCGUUCCCACGCUCCCCCCCGCGGCAUGAUGGGCGGUGAGGAGCAGCGCGGUGAGCGCCGUGGUCCCCGUGCUCCCCGUGAGGGCGGUUACCGCCGUCGCGAGGAGGGUGGAAAGGAGGGCGGUGCCCCCGGCGAGUUCGCCCCCUCUUUCCGUGGUGGCUUCGGCCGUGGCCGUGGUGCCGCUCCCCAGGAGUAA
Messenger RNA from Penicillium expansum, 492 nucleotides. Its product is annotated as 40S ribosomal protein eS10. The record is from RefSeq and is a predicted model, not a curated record. Bases 1 to 492 code for a protein of 163 amino acids. Lineage: Eukaryota; Fungi; Ascomycota; Eurotiomycetes; Eurotiales; Aspergillaceae. Gene Ontology annotation, cellular component: cytosolic small ribosomal subunit. Gene Ontology annotation, molecular function: RNA binding; structural constituent of ribosome. The transcript is spliced from 4 exons.